Molecule: messenger RNA, 1387 nt
Organism: Notothenia coriiceps (black rockcod)
Lineage: Eukaryota; Metazoa; Chordata; Actinopteri; Perciformes; Nototheniidae
Product: voltage-dependent calcium channel gamma-1 subunit-like
Exons: 4
Coding region: 1-450 (149 amino acids)
Biological process (GO): regulation of calcium ion transmembrane transport via high voltage-gated calcium channel; calcium ion transmembrane transport
Cellular component (GO): L-type voltage-gated calcium channel complex; membrane
Molecular function (GO): calcium channel regulator activity; voltage-gated calcium channel activity
Source: RefSeq, a predicted model, not a curated record
AUGGCACAAAACUGUUCCUACUUCAAACACUUUACCUCGGGGGAGGAAGCUGAAGUUUUUGAAGUGAAGACACAGAAAGAGUACAAUAUAUCAGCAGCAGCCAUUGCCAUCUUCAGUCUGAUCUUUAUGAUCCUGGGCACCAUCUGUGUCAUCUUCUCUUUCGGGAAGGGACGGGACUACCUGCUCAGGCCUGCUGGGAUGUUCUUCGCCUUCGCAGGUCUUUGUAUUAUCAUAUCUGUUGAGGUUAUGCGCCAGUCUGUCAAGCGCAUGAUUGACAGUGAUGAGACCAUCUGGAUUGAAUACUACUACUCCUGGUCCUUCACCUGUGCCUGCGCCUCCUUCACGCUGCUCAUCCUCAGCGGGGGUGCCCUGCUCCUCAUCUCCAUGCCCAACAUGCCCCGUAACCCCUGGGAGACCUGCAUGGACGCCGAGCCGGACACAUUAGAUUAGCCACAGGUGAUACAAUGUCUGAAAGCCUGGGUAAAAAGACGAAAAAUACACCUACACCUUGAGCCCUUUAACUGAUGUUGUCCUAGUUAUUCCCACCUCCCUUGUCAAUUGAGCUUAGUUUAUGUUAGUAAAAUAUUAUAAUCAACUUGGAGAGACUUGUGAUAGUUAACCAGCCGCAACAAAAACUAUGAAUUUCACCUUAUCUUUACGGGCUAAAGCAGUGAGAAUAUGACUUGUUUGGAAACCUCUUCCUUUUUGAGGUUCAAGACCAGAGGAAUGGUUAAGUAACAUCUGAGACUUAAGAGUCAUCUGCCGAACAGAACCAAAACCAAACUUAUCUUUUAUACAAAGUCCAUGUGUGCUUAUUAAUUGUUUUUGGGCUUUGGUUUAGUGAUUUUAUGCCAAACAAGCAAUGCCAUAGUGAUAGACAAUCAGAACUGUAAUGUUAAAUUGUUUAUGGUCAAUCAGUACGAUUAUCUGUCCUUCGAAUGAAAGUACAAUUAUUUUCCAAAGUCUGUUAAAUACUGAACAAUAUCAUUGUAAAGAACAAAGUAUGUCAACAAGCAGACCAGACACGAUUAAACCUCAAGACUUAAAUGAUUCAAUACAAAAGACCAGGCAAGUUUAACAAAAGAAAGACUGGUUUGGAUUGUACCACACAGAUAGAAAUGGUGAGCUAUUGAACUGAAAGGCUGUGUUUUAAGUGCAGCAGUGGGUCGUUGUAAUGGCUUCUUCUCACUUCAGCCUCUUCUUUUCUCAAAGGACUUUUUUAAACCAAUCUAUACCAUUGAUUGUCAAUAGAGGAACACUUGCCAGAUACUCCAGUGUUGAUCAGUCGUUUAUUUCAGGUCAAUGUUCAGGACCUCUGGUGUCUUAACCUCCAAUCCACUAUUGUCCACAGCGUUUGCUAAACAGUAGGGUUAUGCUUUACAUGUUA